Erpetoichthys calabaricus (reedfish) is the source of this 1153-nucleotide messenger RNA. It is a transcript of the gene iyd, whose product is annotated as iodotyrosine deiodinase. The record is from RefSeq and is a predicted model, not a curated record. Gene Ontology annotation, molecular function: oxidoreductase activity. The transcript has 5 exons. Lineage: Eukaryota; Metazoa; Chordata; Cladistia; Polypteriformes; Polypteridae. The coding region runs from base 215 to 1093 and encodes 292 amino acids.
UGAACGUUACGCGGCUCUACCUCAGCAAACGAGCCAGCGGAAAUCACGUGACUCCAUAUCUAGCUGCUAAAUAAAUAGUCGCCCGCCCCCCGUGAAUGGGAUUUUGACUCUCAAAUUAAUACAUAAGUUCAAAAAAACAAAAAAAAAUAAAAGAAGACAAACUCAGAGGAGUGCAGCCGAUUACACAGCUCUGUCUGAAUCCUUACAGGGAACCAUGGCCUGGUUCUCUCCCUUGACGCCCAUCUUUGUCGCAGUACUUUGUGUCGUGAUUGCAGUUCUGCUGAAGGGCUUCAAAACUGAAAAGAGGGAGAAGAAAGCUCAGACGGCGGUCACUUCUAAAUCCCGACCUUGGGUGGACGAAGAUCUAAAAGACGAAACUGAGCUGGACACCGGAGAUCAGGCCCAUGAGGACUGGGUAACCGAGGAGGACGAUGUGCUUCACAUCCCCUUCUCCCCAAUGCGGCUGACUGAAGAGGAAAUGCUGCACAGAUCUCAGCAGUUUUUCCAGCUGAUGAACAGCAGGAGAAGCGUCAGAUUCAUCAGCUCCAAGCCUGUGCCAAGGGAGAUAAUCGACAAUGUCAUCAGAACCGCAGGCACUGCACCUAGCGGUGCUCACACAGAGCCCUGGAGCUUUGUGGUGGUGUCUGACCCAGAAACAAAGCAUGGGAUCCGAGAAAUCAUCGAGGAGGAGGAAGAAAUCAACUACCGGCAGAGAAUGGGAGAAAAGUGGGUCAACGAUCUGAAAAGGUUGCGGACAAACUGGGUCAAGGAGUACCUGGACAGCGCCCCUUAUCUGAUAUUAAUAUUUAAGCAGGUCUACGGAUUGAUUUCUAGUGGACAAAAGAAAACCCACUACUACAACGAGAUCAGCGUGGCCAUCUCCUGUGGGAUUCUGCUCGCUGCACUGCAGAACGUCGGGUUGGUGACUGUCACCACUACGCCUCUAAACUGUGGGCCACGGAUUCGGAUUUUGCUGGAAAGACCUACAAACGAGAAGCUGCUGCUGCUGCUGCCGGUGGGCUAUCCGGAGGAAGGAGCCACCGUGCCGGGUCUGAGUCGCAAGAAGCUGGAGGACAUCAUGGUGACUGUGUGAAGAGAAAGAAAGAAAGAAAGAAAGAAAGAAAGAAAGAAAGAAAGAAAGAAAGAAAGAAAG